Messenger RNA from Armigeres subalbatus, 1769 nucleotides. It is a transcript of the gene phtm, whose product is annotated as cytochrome P450 306a1. Bases 226 to 1737 code for a protein of 503 amino acids. The record is from RefSeq and is a predicted model, not a curated record. The transcript has 6 exons. Gene Ontology annotation, cellular component: cytoplasm; intracellular membrane-bounded organelle. Gene Ontology annotation, biological process: xenobiotic metabolic process. NCBI's taxonomy places the organism in Eukaryota, Metazoa, Arthropoda, Insecta, Diptera, Culicidae. Gene Ontology annotation, molecular function: iron ion binding; oxidoreductase activity, acting on paired donors, with incorporation or reduction of molecular oxygen, reduced flavin or flavoprotein as one donor, and incorporation of one atom of oxygen; heme binding.
CGAACUGUCAGAUGUUGUUGUUGUGGUUCAGUUUGGUGUGCGUUCGUUUUGGCCUGCGAGGAAAGUGAAAUAAUUUUAAAAGUAAAAUCAACAAGCUUCGUUGGACAAUUUAUAAAUAUUUAUGGUAUAGGGGUAGGGCGCAUCUAACAGAGAAAUUGGUAGCAGAAGUGAUCAGUUUUCAUUUUGGUGUGGCUCUGUCGACAGUUAGUUUUGGUGAUCUCGGCAAUGUACUUAAUCCUCGCAGCUAUAUCAUUUUUAUCAUACCUACUAUGGAACGCCGUGAGUCGCCGUGGAAAACCACCCGGCCCGAUGGGGCUUCCCAUAGUGGGAUAUUUGCCAUUCAUCAGCUCCACCAAACCGUACGUAACGCUCACCAAUCUCGGCCAAAUGUACGGCCCCAUCUUUAGUCUUCAGAUGGGACAGGUAGACGCGGUCGUCCUAACCUCUCCGGACCUCAUUAGGGACACCCUAAAACGCGAGGAAACAACCGGACGUGCACCACUGUUCAUCACCCACGGAAUAAUGGGAGGACACGGAAUCAUCUGCGCAGAAGGCAAUCUAUGGCGAGAUCAACGGCGUCUCUCAACCGAAUGGCUGCGCAAGAUGGGCAUGACGAAAUUUGGCCCAACGCGCUCAACGCUCGAAGCCCGCAUCUUGGCCGGUGUGAAUGAACUUUUACAGGAUUUGAAAAGGGAAUCGGAGAAAGUGUUUGCCUUUGAUCCUGCACCGUUGGUGCAUCACAUUCUAGGAAAUCUGAUGAAUGACAUCGUGUUCGGACUGAAGUACGAACGGGACGAUGCAACGUGGCAGUAUCUGCAGCACCUCCAGGAGGAAGGCGUCAAGCAUAUCGGAGUUUCGAUGGCGGUUAAUUUUCUACCGUUCCUGAGACAUCUGCCUGCAAGCAAAAGGAUAAUUGAAUUUUUAUUAAAUGGCAAAGCAAAAACCCAUAAAAUUUACGACUCGAUCAUCGAAAAGCAGCGCAACCGCCUGGUUGGCAAAGAUGCCGGCGACGACGACGAGGUCACCGACCUCCAGCCCGAUUGCAUCCUGUCGAAUUUCCUGCGGGAAACCCGUCGAAGGGAAUCGGACGGCCGCCCGGAGCUGGCAUUCUGCAGCGACGUCCAGCUUCGACAUCUGCUGGCGGAUUUAUUCGGGGCAGGUGUGGACACCACGUUCACCACUCUCCGUUGGCUGAUGCUGUUUCUGGCCUUGGACAAAGACGUGCAGGGCCGGCUGCGGCAGGAGAUGGCUAGCCGGCUGCAGGGGGAACCGUGCCUGAAUGAUAUGGACUCGUUGCCAUACUUGAAGGCGUGCGUGGCCGAAGCCCAGCGCUUGAGAACGGUCGUUCCACUUGGGAUUCCACAUGGAGCAGUUUCGGAUAUCACCAUCGGCGGCUACAAAGUUCCCAAAAACAGCAUGAUCAUCCCCCUGCUGUGGUCAGUCCACAUGGACCCCAAGCUGUGGCCCGACCCUGAACGCUUCAACCCGGACCGUUUCUUGGACGACGCAGGCCAGUACACCGCCCCUGCCCAUUUCAUGCCGUUCCAAACCGGAAAGCGGAUGUGCCUCGGAGACGAACUGGCCCGCAUGAUUCUGCUGCUCUACACGGCUCGCCUGUUCUGGCACUUCGAGCUGGCCGCUUACAAUCCGGAAGCGCUGGAUCUGACAGGAGUUUGCGGAAUAACCCUCACUCCACCGCAGUUUGAGAUUAUCUUCAAGGAAUGUUCACUGAAGUAGAAAUAAAACCACAACUGACGUGUCUGAUUUCA